AUGAUCGUCGUUGUAGUGUCCGAAGUCGAUUUCCCUCCGAACGGUGUGUUGGAAGGGCUGACCAAGGCAUUGUCGGCUUGUGGUGUAGGUGAGGGAGCCGGAGAGGCGGCCAUCGUCGGGGUGGCAAAUGGUGCAGGUAUGGGAGCCGGCGAGGCGAGCGUCGUCGGGGCUGGUGGAGCUUGUGGAGCGGCGAUCAAGGCAAAUGGUGCAGGUGUGGGCGCCGGAGAGGCGGCUGGUGUAGCCGCUGGGACGGGGCAUCGCGGCGAUUCGGAACUCAGAGUUGUGACACGAAGCAAGUAGAGCGUAGGGCGAGUAGGUCACCUUCCAUUGGGCGAGAGAGAUUCUGCAAAAUUUCUUCUGCAACGAAAAUGUAGGCAGCAUAUCAUGCGUGCCAUUGUUGGUCAAUUGUUAUGAAUACACCUGGAGCCGUCGCCUCACCGCGGGGUCUUUGUUAUCGGUACAAACAUGCCUGUGCGCCUCGGGGGCGAUACUGAAAAGAAAGCAACCGAAGGCGCUCCGGCGGAAGCUCCCUUCAUUUUGGGGCCGUGUACAUAUUUUACCGUUCCAGAGCAUUUGCAACACUGAAUCGGGGCGUGCUUCAAUGGACUUCUGGGACAAACGGUUGAUAACCGCCUAAAAGAAAAUCGCAUGAUUACGCUACUGCGCACCUCACGAGAAUUUCAGGAAGAGAUGAAUCGAUAAUCCCCCACGAAAGUUAUCACACCAAAAUUUCGGCUCGCAGCUGCGUGCGCUCGCAACGGACCGGGCCGACCAAGUGUGCCAAAGCGACUUCUAUUUAAGCCUCUACCGCGGGCGCGCUCAGACGCCCUCAGACUCUUCAUUCGCGCAUUAUCACCAGUCAAGAGCACUAGAAGCUAUAUUAUUUGGAUCUUUGACAGUGAGGGACCACGUUACACGGAAUAGCGUUUCGUUCAGCAUCGGGAGCUGUGCUCCAGCUUAUGCCAUCCUGAGAUGAAGGCGGAUGCAUGUCCUUUUGGUCGCCUACUUUCCUGUCAUACGAGCCAUUUCAUC
Molecule: messenger RNA, 1032 nt
Organism: Ectocarpus sp. CCAP 1310/34
Lineage: Eukaryota; Phaeophyceae; Ectocarpales; Ectocarpaceae
Source: the annotation of a GenBank genome assembly